Molecule: messenger RNA, 1701 nt
Organism: Paraglomus brasilianum
Lineage: Eukaryota; Fungi; Glomeromycota; Glomeromycetes; Paraglomerales; Paraglomeraceae
Source: the annotation of a GenBank genome assembly
AUGCCUACAAAAGCAAGAGCAUUAUAUGACUGUGUCGCUGACGAUGUUGAAGAGUUAUCUUUCAAAGAAGGAGACAUUUUGGUUGAUGUCGUUGAAAGCGACAGCGAAGGGUGGCUAGAGGCGGUCUCAGAAAGAACGAGAGAGAGAGGUCUAGUUCCAAAGAAUUAUGUUGAACUGUUUGAGGAUAAGCCAAAGCCACCAAAAGUGUUACCAAGAGGUACGGCAAAAUCAGUAGGAUCGAAUGGAGUCAAAUCGACCGGUCCACCUGCGAUUAUGCCGAAACCUACAGUAAAUGCAGAUAGACCAUUGGGUGGUCCACGGAAACUCUCGGCAAACGUAAUAGCAGGCUUUGAAAAGACGACAAACACCACCACUACACCGACCGACAAAUCGUCUGUCAAGUCUACGGCACCUCUGACAAAACCAAAACCAGACAUCAGCGGUAACGGAUUCAAGACAAAUACUCAUGAUGUGGAAGAAGAAGAAGAAUCUGCUACGCCGGUGUCGGUGAGCGCGCUACGUAGACAACUCGAAAGCAAGGUACAGUCCUCGCCGCCACCAGUAGCACCAAAACCAAGGACGUCUAUAAUGAAGACGACGGAAUCGAGAGACCCGCAGCCAUCAGCUUUUAGAUCAGCCGAUAAUUUAUCUGACGAUGAACCAGAUUCUCCUUUCAAACGUCCAUCUGAAAUCAAAAAACUUCAAAAGGAGCAAUCUUCUGCAACUUUGGUAUCACGUGCUCCACCAGCCUUGCUUCCAAAACCAUCGCUUCGUUCUGCACCACCACCGGUUGCACCACGAAACGUCAAACCUUCUGUAAAAGAGGUUCGCGACACGCCUCUGCGCAAGCUAUCCGAUGCGCCACCGCCUACGCCACCGCGACCGAAGGUUGGGAGCCAGGCUCGGAGCGAGGUUGCUGGGAAACUUGAGAACGUCGAAGGUGCGGCUAAAAAGAAUGUACAGGAUGAAGUUGGUAAUGCCGCUUCGCGCCAAGUGGGGAAGGCUUUCGGCGAAGGAAGAGGACAGCUGUCAAACUCCAAGUAUUCCAAAUACACACGCCCUUAUCAGGGCAAAGUUCUCGAUAAAGCGGAAACUGUAGCCAAAGACCAGGCACAAGUACGGUCCAGAUCUCUAGCUAGUGAUGCCUUCGACGACACUCUAUCGUCUGUAAAAUCCACGCAGCCAAAAACUUCUCGACCUGAAAUCCCAUCACGUAAAAAUACAUUCAAUAGAACAUCUAUAAUGGAUAAGGUGAGCGCCAGGAGCGUUCCAACUAGAGACCAAGAUAAUACUCCACCACCGUUGCCGGAUAGAAAAAAUACUACAAGAGCGGAGGGAGAAAGCACGUCCAAAAUUCCGCCGAGGCCUCCGCAACAUAAUCCUUUCAAUGAGAGUAAUUUAUCUAAAGGUAUUCCGCGUAAUGCUCGAGAACGGUAUGAGAUUGUGUUUGCAGCGAACAUGGACGAAGAUGGAUAUAUUGAUACUAAUGAAACAUUACUCGAUAUAGGCGACGUGGUUAAAGAAAUAUACAUGCGAAGUAGGCUCGAUAAAAAGACUUUGUCCAAAAUAUGGAGUCUCUGCGAUAGCGAUGAAGAUGGUAGACUCAGUCAACAUGAGUUUUGCGUAGGUAUGUUCUUGAUUGAUGGACGACUACAAGGGAAUCGAGUACCAGAUACACUCCCUGAUGAGCUUAUCGAAUAA